This is a messenger RNA of Phyllotreta striolata, 2723 nucleotides long. The record is from the annotation of a GenBank genome assembly. Lineage: Eukaryota; Metazoa; Arthropoda; Insecta; Coleoptera; Chrysomelidae.
UUUCGAAGGAUCGGUUGCCUUCACUGCGCAGCCAAUUCUUACGUUCGAAAACUCACGUGUUCGCAAAUCGCGCGCAACUUCUCAUUACCUGUUAGUUUUUUUUUAAUUAGUAUUAGUAUUAUUUUUUUGAAUUAGUCGAAUUGGUUCUGUAGGAUUUUUCGAUUUCAUUUUUGUACUUUUGGAUCGAGGAUGUACGUGGAAUUCUGUGGCUUCAAUUGAGUGCGUCGAAACCACUCCAUCAUCAGGCAAAAUGUUUACACGGUUCGAUACGAAUAAAUCAACGAAAGGAGCCAGCAAACUGAGAAGGGAUCUGAUUAAUGCAGAAAUAGCGAAUUUACGUGAAUUAUUACCUUUGCCGCCAUCGACCAGGCAAAGGCUCUCUCAACUGCAACUUAUGGCACUUGUAUGUGUUUACGUCAGAAAGGCUAAUUAUUUUCAACAAGCGUUCAAAUGUCAUGAUGUAGGUUUGCACCAAAACCAAACUCCCAAUAUUGGAUUUUCUAAGGCUUUAAGCGGAUUUCUAAUGAUGAUGACCCAAAACGGGAAGCUUUUGUACAUAUCGGAUAAUGCUGCUGAGUACCUGGGCCAUUCCAUGGUGAGUGUUAUACAGGAAGACCUUUUGAUCCAUGGAGAUAGCGUGUAUGAUAUAAUAGAUAAGCAAGACCACCAAGCGAUCCAAUGCGAAUUGGGCAGGCCAGUAAACGCGGGGUCCAAUAGCAAUCCAAAUGAAGAAAGUCGAUUAUUUUUAUGUAGGAUGAACGUAUCCAGAAAUGCUAGACGCCAAAUGAGGUUUGGUGACCAAAAGGUAGUAUUAGUUCAGGGAAGAUACCUGUCGUUCCUUCCUCUAUGCAGUCGCAACGAGCCGGUGUUCCUAGCGACGUGCACCCCGGUCGCGAUGCCCGAAACGAGGGAGUGCAUCGUACAGGGUGCCACCAACGUCUUUACAUCCAUUCAUUCCAUGGACAUGAGGUUUAUCCAUAUCGAUACCAACGGCGAAUUCUACCUGGGCUUUCCGCGCUCCGAUCUGCAGGGGGUGUCCUGGUACCGGCUGCUGCAUUGGGAAUGCACGCGUGAGGCCCAAACCAAACAUCGACUCAUAACUCAAUCGGAACAAGAACGAUCCUGCAUCCUACUAGCGCAAUUCCAAAGAAGAACGGGCGAGUGGUUGUGGAUGCACUGCGUUCUGCAAGUAAAAGAAAGUUCGGAGAGCAAUCAACAGCCGGUAAUAGUAUGCACGAAUCAAGUCCUAAGCGAAGCAGAGGCGGCAGUCAUGAGAACGAACAGUUGGCUCUAUCAUUACUAUUCCGUACAGAACAAACUUCAAUACGGCCUCACCUACGACGUAGGGCCGUCUUCUAGGCUCCUCUAUUAUCCCGAGCACACGCAAACUCCCGAUUUCACGGCUUCCCACGAACCAGCCGGUUACGGCCACCUCGCCGCCAUGCCAAACACCCUGCAACCCCAUUUAACGCACCACGGCACCUCCACGCACCUGCACCACAACCAGCACCACCACCACCACAACAGGCGGGCGGACUCGGAGCCCGUGGACUACUCCUACAGCAAACGGAAGCCCAAGAAGGAGCUGCAAAAUCUGGAAUUGGAGGUCGCCGAUCACGACGUGGCCGACGACGGCGGCACCAGCGGCCUGCUGGUGGCGUCGCACCUGCCCGAACGGUCGCGAACCCUGCUGAAGGUCGAUCCGAGCGAGCUGAUGGACCAGUGGAACCCGAGCCCGCCGUGGUCGGAUACGCUGCAGAAGGUGCCCGAUCUCUGCCACCAGGAGUUGAGCCCGUACAUCGGCAGCGCGCCGCCGACGCCGACGGCGACGCCGAGCACGCAGACCAGCGCGUUCUCGUUCGAUUGGAUGCCGGAGCAGUACGUGCCGUCGAUGGCGGCUGUGAAUGUCAUGGAGGACGGCGGCGACAGGCAGAUCUACUGGCCCACCGAGCACAGGUUGUUUCCGCUUCAACCGCCGCCGAAGAGGAACCACGGGCCCACCAGGUCCGGAUCAGACGAUAGGGAUACACCUUAAACCUUGUGAUACUUAGUAAAUGGUUUAUUUUUUUUAUCUAAGUGCAAUAAGGCUUAGAAUUUUUUUUAUUUAUUUAUGAAAUUAGCGAAUUUUUUUAAUGUUAAAAUGAAGUUUUCCUGUACCGUCCAUUUGGUCAAAACGUGAAUCGUACUUGGCUAGUACAAAUAUAGGCAGGAUCUCAUCAGAGCAUCGAAUAGGUACGUGUUCGUGCGAAAUAUUUUUUUUUUGUAUAAUAUAAAAGUACUACAAAGGAACAACAGGGUAAUGAAUGAUAUAUCUGUUUGAAAAACCAACCCUGUAUAAUAAAAGUAAAAUGGAUAUAUUUUUAGUAUAUAAUGAGUAUCUUUAGGGUUUUAAAUUUUCUGUUCUUGUACAUUCGACAACUUUCUGAAGGUUACCGAUAUAAAAAAUACCUUUUUUUAUUUUUUGUACUCUUUUUAGUUUGAUGUGCAAGAAAUAAGUGCAAAAUUGCUAAAUAGGAGAUCUCAUCGAGCUCAUUUUUUGUCGAAAAUAUUAGACAACUAGUUUUCAUGUGAUAAAAAAAAUAAUAAAAUUCUCCUAGUAUUGUAACAGCUAUUCAAAAAUAGCGAAAGUAAGGAAUUAUUAAAUUAGACACGAAUAAAUUGAAUUGUUUUUUAUUUAUUUUAUUUAAAAAUCUCCGCAUUUCUUACAUAUUUUCAAAUAGUUG